Messenger RNA from Debaryomyces hansenii CBS767, 162 nucleotides. RefSeq names its product DEHA2E14256p. The record is from RefSeq and is a predicted model, not a curated record. The transcript has a single exon. The coding region runs from base 1 to 162 and encodes 53 amino acids. Lineage: Eukaryota; Fungi; Ascomycota; Pichiomycetes; Serinales; Debaryomycetaceae.
AUGCUAUAUGGGGACUCCACGUGGUGGAAAAUAGACGGAUUUGACUUCAAAAUCCAAGAAAACGAUCAAGGCCAAGGUAUUAUAGUUUUUGACAUCUCAGGACAAAGAUUGAACUGUGACAGCUUAUAUAGCAUUGUAGAAAUUAAUUGUCAGAGGGUGUAG